This is a messenger RNA of Adelges cooleyi (spruce gall adelgid), 1940 nucleotides long. Its product is annotated as aladin-like. Lineage: Eukaryota; Metazoa; Arthropoda; Insecta; Hemiptera; Adelgidae. The record is from RefSeq and is a predicted model, not a curated record. Gene Ontology annotation, molecular function: protein binding. Gene Ontology annotation, biological process: nucleocytoplasmic transport. The transcript has 11 exons. Bases 190 to 1671 code for a protein of 493 amino acids. Gene Ontology annotation, cellular component: nuclear pore.
ACCGAUAAUCAUAGAAAUUUUGAUUGAACUAAAGCAUGUAAAUUUUAAAAAGCUAGGAGUACCGAGUAUUACAUUACAGCGGCUUGAAAGUUAAAACUUAUAGCUUAUAGCUUAUACGAAAUCAAAAAUCUCGUUAUAAGUUAUUUGGAGAAAUUAAAAAAAAUAUUUAAGCAUUUAAACAGUUGGAAAAUGUGCUCGUUAAAAGAUUUCCCGGAGCUGCAUGAUCAAAGUACAAUUGUGGGUAACAACAUGUCUACUAGUUUUUUGGUGAAAAGAAUAAAACCUCAGGCCAUCAACUAUCCGAAUAUUAUUAUUCAGUUGCAAGUGGAUAGGGCUCCAGAAACUUUAUUUCUACCUAGUACGAGGCCGACUAUGUUUCAAAGCCUAAUAAGCAAAUGUAUGAACGAAGGUUUUUGGGUAGCUUUAGAUGAAGUGGACAAGUAUAUCAAUAGAAAUUCAAAUAAUUUAUCAGCUAUCACUUAUCCAAUUAAAUGUAUCAUAAAAUGUUUAUCACCUAGAACAAAUUUAAAAGGUCCUGAAAGUGUGGUAUUAUCUGAUAUAAGCCGUACAAAAUUAUGGUCAUCAAGUAUGAUCCGCUGUAUGGCAUGGCAUCCUCAAACAAUUAAACUAGCUAUUGCAUCUUCUCAUGACUAUGUUUUUAUUUACAAUAAAAAGGGUGUAGAAGCAAAAAUAAAAAAGAAGUCACAACGAGCUAUUUUGUCUUUAGCUUGGAGACCAUUAAGUACGGGUACUUUAGCAGUAGGAUGUGAAAGAGGAAUUUUCAUUUGGAACAUUGAAUUUAGCUUACUGCACGCAAGGCCUACUAUCAGUAAUGUUUGUGAUUUUGUAAGAGACGAUCAUAGAUAUAUAACAGGUUUAUCAUGGAAUAAAAUGGGUGAUCUUUUAAUAUCGACUGCACUGAAUUCUAAAACUAUGUAUAUUUGGAAUUAUCCAUUAGAAACCUGUGUACCAUUACGUAGAAUUGGUUCAGAUACAUUAAACUUUAUACAAUGGUCACCAGACAAUACUAAAUUAUUCUCUUGUACAUCUAAUGAAUCAUUUAGGAUUUGGACAACAGAUAAAUGGUCGUCAGACAAAUGGUCAGUAAAUAGUAAAUCUAGAGUGCAAUGUGCCUGCUGGUCACCUUGUAGCUCAGUAUUAUUAUUUGCCACUAACUCGUGUGCGACCAUAAAUGCCAUUGAUUUUAGAAAAUCAGAUAUUUUUAAUGAACCAUCAAAUUACAAAAAAGUAGCUUGGCCUGUCAUUGACUUGAAAAACGAACGCAUUAACGAUAAAGACAUUGGUGGUAUACCUUCGGAUAUGUGUUGGGAUCAAAAUGGUAAGCGUUUGGCUGUUACAUUUAAAGAUAGUAGUGCUGUCCUUGUCUUCACGACUAUUAUAAGUGCAUCUGCGGUUGAAUGUACUCCAUUGUGCAUUAUACAAGGGCGUUUGGAUGAAGAACCUUCCGCUAUAGCAUUUCAACCUGUUUAUAAUGAAGGAUCUUUAUUAACAAUAGGUUGGUCAAACGGAAAUAUAGAAUACAUACCUUUUUCAUACAAUACAAAACCAAGAUACGAACCAGAGAUAAAUGAAACAAGUUUAUUUCAGUUGAAGCCACAUAAAAAUGUUUCUGGGAGAGCUAAUAUAACCGCAGCUAGCCCUUCGUUAUAAUGGUUUCAAUGAUGUUAUCAAAACCUAAUAUUGCUAAUUAUACAUUUCAAAUUUUGUGUUUUUAGUAUUAAAUGUCCUAGUUUAAAUUAUGUCACUGACAAUUGAAAACUGCUACCAAAUAAUAAUUUUCUUUGCAAAGUGUGCCUCAAUGUUAUCUUGGAAGAAAAGUUGCACAAGAAAAUUGUAAACAGCGUGGUUUUUAUCAAAAAUUAGCUUUAUGGUAUCAUAAUUGUUUGCCGCCAGGCUUCAUAAUUACACAAAUACAUACA